Molecule: messenger RNA, 1452 nt
Organism: Crotalus tigris (Tiger rattlesnake)
Lineage: Eukaryota; Metazoa; Chordata; Lepidosauria; Squamata; Viperidae
Product: vomeronasal type-2 receptor 26-like
Exons: 4
Coding region: 1-1452 (483 amino acids)
Biological process (GO): G protein-coupled receptor signaling pathway
Cellular component (GO): membrane
Molecular function (GO): G protein-coupled receptor activity
Source: RefSeq, a predicted model, not a curated record
AUGGCCCCUGAUGAAGCUCUCCAGUACAAGGGUUUAGUCAAACUCCUUCUGUAUUUAGGAUGGAACUGGAUAGGACUUGUCAUUGUGGAUGAUAAACAUGGAGAACAUUUCAUACGAACUCUGGAACCCAUGCUCUCGCAAAAUAAAAUCUGCUCCGAAUUCACCGAAAGGAUUGACAGAAAUUUACAAUCUUCCGAACUCCAUUCAUUUCUGCAGAGAAUUUCCUUCAACAACAAUGCUGGAGAUGAAAUUAAAUUCAAUAAAGACGGAGCAUUGGAAGCUGGAUUUGACAUUGUAAAUUUGGUUACUUUCCCAAACAACUCCUAUAUCAACAUCCCAGUUGGAGAAAUAGAUCCGCAAGCUCCUCCUGGAGAAAUAUUUCUUAUUCAUCAAGAUAAAAUCCAGUGGCAUCAUGGAUUCACUCAGCUACCUCCUCUCUCAUUAUGUAAUGACCCUUGUCCUCUUGGAAAAAGAAAGAACAAGAUCGAAGGGCGGAAAUUUUGCUGCUACACUUGUGCGCCGUGUCCAGAAAAGAUGAUAUCUAGACAAAUGGACAUGGAGAAUUGUGACAAUUGUCCAAAGUAUCAAUUUCCAAAUGAAGCUCAUGAUGAGUGCAUUCCAAAGACAAUUAAUUUCCUCUCCUUUGAAGAACCACUGGGCAUUACUCUGGUUUCUCUGACUCUUCUCUUUUCCCUAGUUACAGCUUUAGUGUUUAUAAUCUUCAUCAAGCAACGGGAUACUCCCAUUGUCAAAGCCAACAAUCGCAACCUCACCUAUAUUCUACUUAUCUCCCUCUUUCUCUGUUUCCUCUGCUCACUUCUGUUCAUUGGACAGCCCAAUAAGGUGACCUGCCUCCUCCGACAAACAACAUUCGGUAUCAUCUUCUCUAUUGCAAUCUCUUCUAUAUUGGCCAAAACCAUCACAGUUGUUGUAGCGUUCCUAGCAUCAAAGCCAGGAAGCCUAUUCCACAAAUGGGUGGGGCAAAAGUUGGCCUAUUCUAUUAUCUGUUUCUGUUCCUUCAUUCAAGUUGGUAUUUGUGCCAUUUGGCUUGGUACUUCUCCCCCAUUUCCAGAUUUGGACAUGGAGACACUCUAUGGAGAAAUCAUCACAGAAUGUCAUGAAGGCUCCAUCACCAUGUUUUACUGUGUUUUGAGCUACAUGGGCCUGUUGGCUCUUCUCAGCUUCACUGUGGCCUUCCUAGCCAGGAAGUUGCCAGAUAGUUUUAAUGAAGCCAAGUUCAUCACUUUCAGCAUGCUGGUUUUCUGCAAUGUUUGGCUGACCUUUGUCCCCAGCUACCUGAGCACCAAAGGGAAAUACGUGGUGGCUGUGGAGAUCUUCUCUAUCCUGUCUUCCAGUGCUGGCUUACUGGGAUGCAUCUUUAUCCCCAAAAUCUAUAUCAUUAUACUGAGGCCUGAGCUCAACACUAGAGAGUAUUUAACAUAUAAGAAAUAG